CAGGUGGCUCGCGCGCACGCGCAGUUGAGCCUAGUCUUACCCGCUCUGGGCAUUGAGCUUUCUGGGUUUUCUGGCAGAGCUGGAACGGCCGGGAACCUGCGGGCCAGGGCUGAGAGCCUGGCGGAAGCACGCAGAGGCCUCAGCUGCUGGUGAGGGCCUCGGGCCCUGACUCCAGGUUCUGCUGCCCGAACAGCGGUCAAAGAAGCCUCCGGCUUCAGGGUCUUCUCAGGAGGAGCUACAGAGGGAGAAAAUGACCACGAGGUUGCUGCCAGCCCAGGUUCAGGAGCCUGUGACGUUCAGGGAUGUGGCCGUGUCCUUCAGCCAGGAUGAGUGGUUGCACCUGGACCCUGCUCAGAGAACCUUGUACCGAGAGGUGAUGCUGGAGAACUACAGCAACCUGGUCUCGCUGGGGAUCCUGUUUUCCAAGCCAAAGGUCAUCGCUCAGUUAGAACAAGCAGAAGACUUCCCGAUGGUGGAAAGUGGGAUGUUUCAAGGAUGGAAGAGCUUGUUUGAGCCCAUAGUUUCCAAAGAAGAAAAUAAGAAAGUCUUGAAAAACCAGAGAGUGGAUAAAUUUUUUAACUUCAUAUUGGGAAAAACGUGUGUAAAUGAGGAACAGUUAGAGGAGCAACCAGGCAAUAAGAAAAACCCUUUCAGCGAGAUGCUGCUUUCUGUCAGAAGAGGCUGUAGACAAGAGCGAGGCUUUCCAGGGGUCGGACUCGUGAGAAAUCCCGGCAUAAAGCUCCCAUUUCGUAGGAAACCUGGAGUUGCCGCCGGAGGGGGAAAGCCCCACUUACAGCAGUACUCAGUUCUGUUCAAACAACUGGGAUUCAACCGAGCCCGCCAGCUUUGUAAAUGCAACAUCUGUGGGAAAGUCUUCUUCCACAGUUCCUCCCUGAGCAAGCAUCAGAGGACUCACACUGGAGAGAAGCUCUACAAAUGUCAGGGCUGUCGGAAAGCUUUCAGCCAACGCUCAUCCCUGGCACAGCACCUGAGAGUCCAUACUGGGGAAAAGCCGUACCUCUGUAGUGACUGUGGGAAGGCCUUCAGCUUCACCACCUCUCUCAUUGGGCAUCAGAGGAUGCACACUGGAGAGAGACCCUAUGAAUGUAAGGAAUGUGGCAAGACCUUCAAAGGCAGCUCCUCCCUUCAUAAUCACCAACGGAUCCACACUGGAGAAAAGCCUUAUAAGUGUAACGAGUGUGGGAGAGCCUUUAGCCAGUGCUCAUCUCUGAUUCAGCACCAUAGGAUUCACACUGGGGAGAAACCAUAUGAAUGCAGCCAGUGUGGGAAGGCCUUUACAUCAAUAUCACGGCUGAGCAGACACCACCGCGUCCAUACCGGAGAGAAGCCCUUUCACUGUAAUGUGUGUGGCAAAGUGUUCAGUUACCACUCGGCCUUGACCAUCCAUCAGAGAACUCACACUGGAGAGAAACCAUAUGCAUGCAAGGAAUGUGGGAAAGCCUUCAGCCAAAGCUCAGCACUUACCCAACAUCAAAGAAUCCACACUGGAGAAAAGCCGUACAAGUGUGCCGAAUGCGGAAAGGCCUUUUCCUGGCUCUCACGGCUUAACAUCCACCACAGGAUCCACACGGGGGAGAAACCGUAUCACUGUAAAGAGUGUGGGAAAGCCUUCAGUUCCCACUCUGCGGUCAAUACGCACAGAAAGAUCCACACUGGUGAGAAACCUUAUAAAUGCAGUGACUGUGAAAAAGCCUUCAAUCAAAGCUCGGCCCUUAUUCAGCAUCAGAGAAUCCACACCGGAGAGAAGCCGUUUAACUGUAAAGUUUGUGGGAAAGCCUUCCGACAGAGUUCCUCGCUUAUGACACAUAUGAGGAUCCACACAGGAGAAAGGCCGUACAGAUGCGAAGCUUGCGGGAAAGCGUUCAGUCAGAGCUCAUCUCUUGCCAACCACCAGAAGACACAUUACUGAGAAAAACCAUAGAAGUAAAAUGCAUGCAUGCGGUAGAUCUGCCUUGAGACAUUCCUUCUCCGCUGACUGUAACAGAAUUCAUCUGGAGAGUGAUGAGUAGCAGUUAGUCGGGGCUGAGCAUGAAGUUAGAUUUCAGCAAACAUCAGGCAUUUGUGAUGCAGUAUAAACUUGUGAGUGUUGGGAAAACUUACAUAGAAUAUUUGGAAAUGUUACAUCGUAUGUGGAUUCUUUGAAGUUUCACUGAUGGUGGAGUUGACACUGAGAUUGAAAGAUUAAUAUUUUCUUUCUAGUGAUGCAGACUUAAUAGCCACCAGCUUUUUUUUAACAUCACUGCUGAUUUAGGUAGAAGUGCAUACUUGAGACCAGUCUAGGAUCUGUGUUGUCUGCCUUUGAGUGUGAGUGCAAAAUAGCUGAAUUAGAAAACACGAGAAAAGAAGUCUGCGUGGGUAACGCACAGCUGCUUCAGGGUCAUUUCACUAAAGUGUGUUUUCUAAUACUCUGGAAACAAGUGCUUGUUUAUUUAUUUUAUUUUAUUUUUGUUUUUUUGAGACAGGGUUUCUCUGUCCUGGAACUCACUUUGUAGACCAGGCUGGCCUCGAACUCAGAAAUCCGCCUGCCUCUGCCUCCUGAGUGCUGGGAUUAAAGGCGUGCACCACCACGCCUGGCUGCUUGUUUAUUGUUAACAAUUUUGGUUCAUUUUUCCUUUCUCUAUUGCUGGAUUUUCUUGGGCCUGCCAGCAACAUGAAGACUUCCAGUAUAAUUUAAAGCUCAGGCCUUUUGCUGGGGCAGUCCCCCAGAUGCAGCUUAAACUUAACUCAAAUGUACUAGCCUGAGACUGGCCACAAGCCUAGUUCUUUGCCCCCAUCUCUCUCCAGUCUCUGUUCUUUUCCGUGUCCACUUCUGAAUCUCUCCCUUCUUGCCUCCCCUGUGUUAGCCCCAGCUAUUGGCCAUUAGAUCUUUAACACAACCAAUUUUUUAAGUUGUUUUAGGCAGGCUAGGAAGGGCAAACAUUUACAAUGUAGAAUUCUAGUGAUGGGCAUAAAAAUGACAAUACCAAAAUCCUGCCAGCACUUAGUUGUCUGCCUGUACAAAAUUAACAGUUGAAAACACAGAGACACGCCUCAAUACAAUUUGAGGAAGGUCAGCCCAACAAAUUCACUAAGCUGAGAAGAAAACCACCCUGAGUAUGUAGGUGUAUUAUUUCUUGAAUUGUCUUCCCACAAUUUACCACCUCUGGUUCAGACCCAAAGGCACUCUAAGGCACAAAAUGCCUGCCGUCUCCACUUGCUUUUCUCAGAGAGCAAUUGCCUUUGCUGUAUUAAAUUGUGAGGUGAGGUUCCUUGGACAAAUGCAUUUCAGAUUUUAUUUUUACACACACACACACACACACACACACACACACACACACACACACACUCACACACACACACGCUUACACACACACGCUCAUUCACACACACACACAUGCACACAUACUCACACACAACACACACACACUCUCACACACACUGACACACACACACACACGCUCACACACACACACACACACACACACAGUUUGUUAGAAAUGAGAAAUUACUUCACAGUGUAGCACGGUGCUCCCUGUAGCAGAUGUGCUCUGUUUAUAUAGACUUCUCGAGUCAGCUUCUUAAGCCUAUGACAUUUCUAGAGCUUCCUGAGCCGCGAGAGCCUCUUUUUUCCCUGUUCCCAUUCCAGGUAAGCUCAAAGCACAUAACAGCACCCUCUCCACUCUUCUCUUCUGCAACCUUCCCUGUGCCUUAGAGCCAUACAGAUGUCUGUCUGAUUGUUGUCUUCCAUUCAUGGCUUGAGGCUCAGUAUACCACAGCAACAUUCAGUAUUCUUAGUGCCAUGACAAACUGUGACCCACAACUACCUCCCACUGGGGAGGGGUGUUUCCCAGGUCAGGAGAAAUUGCAAUCCCAUGGUUAAAACAGUUCUCUACAUAGUGAGAAUUUUUGUUUCUUUUAAAACAUAGUACUGUUUUGGGAAUAUGUUUUUUUUUUUUUUUAAUCCCAGGUGUGGGGCUGCUUCAGACUGUCCACAGCAGCUGACAUGAUUUGCCUCAUGCUCUGGCAGGGUACAUGAUUCUUCCAGCUGCAGAUAGUUUCUGCAAGUGUAUGGCGGUUGGAAUUCUGAGGACUCUUAAGAGAGUAUAUAAAUACAAGAGCCCCUGAGAGAGAUGUGGCAGCUCACCCCUCUCCUGCUGUUUGCAUUGCUGGUUUCUGGUUGGCGAUAUCCUGACUACAAAGAUCAAAAUUGCCCCCAAGGAGUUCAAAGGUCCUCAUCAGCAGGAAGUAGUCUAAUGACAUCAUCACCCCCUCUCCCUCUAUCCUUUCUCUCCUACCUAGUGUUGGGGGUUUGGAGGGGAUAAGGGUGGGGAAGGUAAGAGAAAAAAAGAACGCACAAAGAAGCCAAAAGUCAGGUUAUAGUACCACUCUUGCGAAAGGCCCUGGUUCAAUUCCCAGCACUCAUGUUGGGUGAUUUCUAACUUGCUGUAACUUCAGCUCCAGGGCAUGAAAGCUUUUGGCUUUCAUGGACAUCUAAACUCAUAUGAGAGUAUACACACUUAAAAAAAAAGUUUUCUCCCACAACCAAUGUUAAUAGCUGCGGUUUUCUAUUCCCAUAAUCUCAAAUGGUUCGAAGGUAUGUAGUACCUAUUAAACAAAAUAACAGCAGUAGUUUCCCUUACUGGGGACUAGGAUCUCCCCAGCCACAGGUUUUGCCCUGGAAAAUAGAAGUUUUCUCCAGUGAAACAGGCUUUAAAUGAAAAUGGACAAUCCUGGCUGUACCCAUACUAUGUUCGUAGCUGAACAAGAAUAUUGGCAUCGGCUCUACCCCAGGAGCCUGCACAGCUGCUUUUGAGCACUUUGACAAUGAGCUAGCACAUGGAGAUAUCUUCCAGCUCAGGCCAAGCCUGAAUUCUCCAUGCUCCUGCAACGAAAGAACGUGACAUCUCCAGCAACAGGAACUCUCAUUUAGUUCUGGAAACAAACAAAAACAACAACAAAACCAGAAACAAUUGCUUUUGUAGGGUAAGAGGGCCUCUAUGGCCAGUGAUACUGAUAGAGGCAACACAUACCUGAAACUGGGAUUUUUUUUUCACUCAACAGACUGUGGCUUCUGAGAGAGCCUCGGUUUAGCAAUGAAGGGCUAUUUAAACACCUUCACUGCUGAGUUUUUGUUGUUCUUUAGGCUGACUUCCCAGAUCAGAAAUAUAAACUUGAGAGAGUUAAGGUUAUGUUUUUCUUUUAAACAAACAAACAAAACAAAACAACGAAACCCUAGAGGUUAGAGGUAGGCAGGAUCUCUGAAGGUCCAUUGCUGUCCCAACCAAAUGGAAAUUGAUUUUAGGAUUCAGCAGCUAGCUGGAUUUAAAAAAAAAAAAUCAAAAGGCAUUCAAUCAAUUACUUUUAUUUUUUAAUCCUCCUGCUUUCUGAAGCCAUCCUGGGAUGCACAUCAAGGCCCAUGUCACAUUGUUUUCUGUGUAUUGUAUACAGUAAAAAUAAACUACAAUGUGUUUA
Messenger RNA from Mus musculus (house mouse), 5472 nucleotides. It is a transcript of the gene Zfp879, whose product is annotated as zinc finger protein 879. The record is from RefSeq and is a predicted model, not a curated record. The coding region runs from base 251 to 1930 and encodes 559 amino acids. Lineage: Eukaryota; Metazoa; Chordata; Mammalia; Rodentia; Muridae. Gene Ontology annotation, cellular component: nucleus. Gene Ontology annotation, molecular function: DNA binding. The transcript is spliced from 5 exons. Gene Ontology annotation, biological process: regulation of DNA-templated transcription; regulation of gene expression.